GUAGUGGGGUUCUGGGGCGCUGCUAUGGAGGGGUGUAGCGAGCCACAGCUGGAUGCUAAGGCCAAGGUCACCAACCAGCUAAUAGAUUUUCAGUGGAAGCUGGGUAUGGCUGUGAGCUCAGACAGCUGCAGAUCACUUAAGUAUCCUUACGUUGCAGUGAUGCUCAAAGUGGCAGAACAUUCAGGCCAAGUAAAGAGCAAGUCCUUCGAAAUGACAAUUCCACAGUUUCAGAAUUUCUACAGACAGUUCAAGGAAAUUGCUGCAGUUAUUGAAACUGUGUGAAAACUGAUUACUUUGUUGAUGAAUUGCUACCAUCAUUCUAAAAUCAUGAACUUUACUUUCUGCAACAAAACUGCCUAAGGAUCAAAUGAUAUUUAUUGAAUGAAAAUUAUACUUUUGAUUUUCCAUUUUUUUAAAUAAUAAAAAAGAAAAUCAGACAAACAGGAAUUACAAAGUGGUGAUCGCUGCACACUUUGUGAAUAUACUAAGAGCAACUGAAUUGGAAACUUUAAAGAGUGAAGAACUCUGUGGUAUGUGAAUUAUAUCUUAAUGAAAAAUAAAUCAGACAAACAGUUGAAUGAUAUUAAAAGCAGCACAAGUUUAUGUAUUAGACCAAUAGUUUUAAAAAAUACUGGUAAUGUUACCCAUUUUAUAAACAAACUCUUCCUUUUUGGCAUUCA
Orcinus orca (killer whale) is the source of this 680-nucleotide messenger RNA. RefSeq names its product COMM domain-containing protein 6-like. Gene Ontology annotation, molecular function: NF-kappaB binding. Bases 25 to 282 code for a protein of 85 amino acids. The record is from RefSeq and is a predicted model, not a curated record. NCBI's taxonomy places the organism in Eukaryota, Metazoa, Chordata, Mammalia, Artiodactyla, Delphinidae. The transcript has a single exon.